AUGCGCUUCUUUUCUCUAUGUCUAGUGUUGGCCUCGGUCUGCAUGGCAGACUUGACAUCUCUGGGAUGUUAUGGGAGCUUACCGUCCGAUUAUUCCGGCGGGGAUAGUUACACAUGGCAGUCCAGUUCGCACUGCAACAGCGUGUGUGCGUCCAAGAACGCCAAGUACUUUGCGCUAUACAACGCUGGCUCUUGCUACUGUGGAAAUUCAAGCCCUACCGAUGAGACAGACAGCAGUUCCUGUAACACCGCCUGCAACGGGUGGGCCUCGGAAAUGUGCGGGGGCUCCGACGCUUAUACGGUAUUCAAAGUCGAUUCAAGCUCUGCGGGCAGCGUUACAACCGGAUCUUCAAUCGCGGCACCCUCGGGGGCCGGAUCUUCGUCAGGGUCGGCAUCUUCGUCGGGCUCGGCGUCUUCCUCCGCCGCGUCGUCGUCCGCCGCAUCUUCCUCGUCCGCGUCGUCGUCCGCCUCUUCUUCUACAUCUUCAUCCAGCUCGUCCUCCUCCUCGACAAGCUCCAACUCCCCUUCACAGGCCUCCUCGUCGGGUAGCUCCUCGUCCCCCCAGUCUUCGACUGCUGCGCCCACCUCCUCCACCACCUCAUCUGCAUCGGUCAACGUCGUGAUAACUACGCAGGUGCAGACCGACGGCGGCGUAGCGUUUACCGUUACUGCCACCGCGAGUGCCACGGCCAGCUCCGCGCCAUCCGAAACCGCACAGGCGCACUCCAAGAAGAGCAAACCCAAAAACCUUGGCGCGAUCAUUGGAGGCGUUGUCGGCGGUGUGUGCGGCGCGGCAGUCAUCGCAGGCAUUGCCCUGCUUGUUCUGCGGCGUUUAAGCAAAAAGCGUGAGCAAGAACGAAUGGAGAAAGAAUACCAAGAAGCUAUCAAACCUGUGGAGUACCGCGACACGCUUUACCGCUCCUCGCUUUCCCGGAAGGGCACUAACCCAUUCGACGAUACCCGCCGCAUCAGCAAUGGCUCGAUCAUGGACGAGCCCACUCUCACCGCUCCUAACGCUCCAAAAACUCUUACUGUCGCCAACCCAGACGGUUGA
This is a messenger RNA of Lachancea thermotolerans CBS 6340, 1053 nucleotides long. RefSeq names its product Slg1p (gene SLG1). Gene Ontology annotation, cellular component: plasma membrane. The coding region runs from base 1 to 1053 and encodes 350 amino acids. The record is from RefSeq and is a predicted model, not a curated record. NCBI's taxonomy places the organism in Eukaryota, Fungi, Ascomycota, Saccharomycetes, Saccharomycetales, Saccharomycetaceae. The transcript has a single exon.